This is a messenger RNA of Gossypium raimondii (Peruvian cotton), 2033 nucleotides long. RefSeq names its product pentatricopeptide repeat-containing protein At2g17525, mitochondrial. Lineage: Eukaryota; Viridiplantae; Streptophyta; Magnoliopsida; Malvales; Malvaceae. The record is from RefSeq and is a predicted model, not a curated record. The transcript has a single exon. The coding region runs from base 56 to 1975 and encodes 639 amino acids. Gene Ontology annotation, molecular function: protein binding.
UAACUUAUAAAAUCUGAAGAGGAUCGAGACAUUCUGUUUGGGUAAAGUGAAUCCCAUGAAGAAGCUCUCACAUCCUUUGAGUUGGAUAUUUUCAGCUUUGUCAUCCAUCGAAACCCAUGAUUUUCUUCUACAAUCAUUUCCGAGCUUUCAUUCAAGACUUGUAUGGUCGUCAUCAUCAUCCUCAUCCCUUGGCGUUCCAAGUCAUGAGCAUAUUGCCCAUCUCAUACUAGACCAGAAUUCAGCAGAAACAGCGCUGAAAACCUUCCAAUGGGCUUCAAAGCUCCCAAAUUUCACCCACUCUCAGUCCACCUACCGUGCUUUGAUCCAAAAGCUCUGUGCUUUCCGCCGUUUCAACACUGUCAAGGAACUGCUCGACGAAAUGCCCACCACAUUAGGCGUUCCCCCAGAUGAAGAUAUUCUUGUCACCCUAGUUCGAGGCCUUGGGCGAGCCCGGAUGAUCCGGGAUGUCAUCGAGGUCCUUGAUUUGGCUUCCAGAUUUAACAAACCCCCUUCCUUGAAGAUUUUUAAUUCUAUACUCGACGUUCUUGUCAAGGAAGACAUUGAUUUGGCUAGGAACUUUUAUAGGAAGAAGAUGAUGCCGACUGGUGUCCAAAGCGAUGAAUAUACUUUUGGCAUUUUGAUGAAAGGUCUUUGCUUAACUAACAGAAUUGCCGAUGCUUUUAAGCUUCUGCAACUUAUCAAGUCUAGCACUGUAAAGCCCAAUGCUGUGCUUUACAACACUUUGAUCCAUGCUCUAUGUAAGAAUGGCAAGGUUGGGAGAGCCAGAAGCUUGAUGAAUGAAAUGGAGAACCCCAAUGCAGUUACCUUUAAUAUCUUGAUAUCUGCCUACUGUAAAGAAGAAAAUUUAGUUCAAGCUCUUGUGUUGUUAGAGAAGAGCUUCACCAUGGGGUUUGUACCAGAUGUCAUUACCCUGACUAAGGUUCUGAAAAUUCUCUGCGAUGUGGGUCGUGUAUCUGAAGGCUUUGAGAUUUUAGAGAAAGUCGAGAGCAAGGGGGGUGUAGUGGAUGUGGUAGCAUAUAAUACUUUGAUAAAGGGUUACUGUAGAAUAGGAAAGGUGAAACUUGGACAGAGGCUUUCCAGGGAUAUGGAGAAUAAAGGCCGUCUCCCAAAUGCUGACACAUACAACAUAUUGAUCUCUGGUUUCUGUGAGUCUGACAUGUUGGAUUCAGCUCUGGAUAUGUUCAAUGAAAUGAAGACAGAUGGGAUCAGUUGGAACUUUGCUACUUUCGAUAAAUUGAUUGAAGGGCUGUGUUCAGCAGGGAGAAUGGAAGAUGGGUUUAAGAUUUUGGAGCUAAUGGAGGAGAGUAAGGUGGGUUCAGGUGGGCGUGUUAGCCCUUAUAACAGUGUGCUCUAUGGUUUGUACAAGAACAAUUGCUCGGGGGAAGCAUUGGAGUUCCUUUCCAAGAUGCAAAAUUUAUUUCCUAGGGCUGUUGAUAGGAACAUAAGGAUAUUGGAAUUUUGCAAGGAGGGCAGUAUUGAGGAUGCAAAGAGAGUUUAUGAUCAGAUGAUCGGGGAAGGGGGUAUUCCAAGUGUUCAUGUUUUCGAUUGUUUAAUUCGUAGAUUUUGCCAGAAAGGGUGUAUGCGAGAGGCAGUUGAGCUGAUGAAUGAAAUGGUUGUCUGUGGCUAUUUACCAGCAGCAUCAACAUUCAAUGAUGUAAUUAGUGGGUUUUGCAGUCGUGAUAAACUUGGUAGUGCUUUAAAGCUAAUGGAGGACAUGGCUGGAAGAGGUUGCAGACUUGAUGAUGGAAGUUAUAGUCCACUGAUCAAUGCUUUUUGUAGGAUGGGGAAUAUUCAAAAGGCUAUAAUGCUUUUGCUACAAAUGUUGGGAGAGAAUAUCAUACCUGAUGAUUUGACGUGGAAAAUAGUACUCGUCUGUCUUAGUCAAGAAAGGCAGUGGCUGGAGAGCAAAAAAUUACUUGUAAAUAACCUAUUACCGUGUAUUAUUGAGAUGUGAAACAUUAGUCAUGAUUCCAGAUCAAAAAAGGAAAAAAGAGUCGUGAUUUGCUCUUAAA